This is a messenger RNA of Nicotiana attenuata, 2253 nucleotides long. Its product is annotated as dihydrolipoyllysine-residue acetyltransferase component 4 of pyruvate dehydrogenase complex, chloroplastic-like. The coding region runs from base 121 to 1524 and encodes 467 amino acids. The transcript has 7 exons. The record is from RefSeq and is a predicted model, not a curated record. Gene Ontology annotation, biological process: pyruvate decarboxylation to acetyl-CoA. Gene Ontology annotation, molecular function: dihydrolipoyllysine-residue acetyltransferase activity. NCBI's taxonomy places the organism in Eukaryota, Viridiplantae, Streptophyta, Magnoliopsida, Solanales, Solanaceae. Gene Ontology annotation, cellular component: chloroplast envelope; pyruvate dehydrogenase complex; chloroplast thylakoid.
AUGUAAUGUCCAAACGAAAUAACCGUUCCUCGUCUUCUCCGCCCCUUUCUUCUUUCUCUUCUUCACAUAUAUAUACGAGCUUAACUAAAUUAAUUCUUCUAAAUCACUUCGGCAUUUCCAAUGGCGUCGCUUCUCCAAUCCAAGUCCCCAGCUCUCUCAUUUUCCUCCACAAUCUCUUCUCCUUCUUCCCUCCGAUCUUCCGCGGCGGCGACGGCGGCGGCAUUCCCUCGCCAAUACAAACUCCCCGUUGUCCAAUCGAAGAUCCGUGAGAUUUUCAUGCCCGCUCUCAGUUCUACCAUGACCGAAGGCAAAAUUGUCUCCUGGACUAAGUCCGAGGGUGACGUCCUCUCCAAAGGAGAAUCUGUGGUGGUUGUCGAAUCUGAUAAAGCUGACAUGGACGUUGAGACAUUCUACGGUGGCAUUCUCGCUGCUAUUGUUGUCAACGACGGCGAGACAGCUCCUGUUGGCGCUCCUAUUGGGCUAUUAGCUGAGACUGAAGAUGAAAUUGCCGAAGCUAAGAUUAGAGCCAAAGGCCAAUCCAAACUAGAAACCUCUCCUGCUGCUACCACUACCACUGAUGCUGCUGCUCCACCAUCACCUCCACCUCCGUUGGAUGGACCACCAAUUAAGAUUGUCGCCACGCCUUAUGCGAAGAAGUUAACGAAGCAGCACGAAAUUGAUAUCAACAAAGUGACUGGGACGGGGGCAUUUGGACGGAUUACCCCGGAGGAUGUCGAGAAGGCCGCAGGGAUUACUCCUAAAAGCAUCCCUUCUGCAACUGCAGUAGCUGCUCCGAUCCCGGCUGCGGCUGCUCCUGCAAAAGCGUAUCCCACUAGCUUUCCUGACAUUCCAGGGUCGACUGUUGUUCCUUUCACCACAAUGCAAAUUGCAGUAUCAAAGAAUAUGAUGGAGAGCCUCUCUGUUCCCACAUUCCGUGUUGGAUAUCCAGUUAGUACCAACGCCCUUGAUGCGCUGUAUGAAAAGGUUAAGCCAAAAGGUGUUACAAUGACUGCACUGUUAGCUAAAGCUGCAGCAGUGGCCCUGGCUCAACAUCCGGUUGUGAACGCCACUUGUAAAGACGGGAAGAGCUUUACUUAUAAUAGCAGUAUUAAUAUUGCUGUUGCUGUGGCAAUUAAUGGUGGAUUGAUCACCCCAGUGCUUCAGGAUGCUGACAAGUUGGAUCUUUAUCUAUUGUCUCAAAAGUGGAAGGAAUUGGUAGACAAGGCUAGGGCUAAGCAACUUCAGCCACACGAGUACAAUUCAGGGACUUUCACGUUGUCCAACUUAGGCAUGUUUGGUGUGGACAGAUUUGAUGCUAUUCUUCCUCCCGGUCAGGGGGCUAUUAUGGCUGUUGGAGCAUCAAAACCAACUGUUGUCUCCGACUCUGAAGGUUUCUUCUCUGUCAAAAAUAAGAUGCUGGUGAAUGUCACGGCAGAUCACCGGAUUAUUUAUGGUGCUGACUUGGCAGCCUUCCUUCAAACAUUCUCAAAUAUUGUCGAGAACCCAGAGAGCUUGACAAUGUAGAUGCAGUCAAUAGCUUCUGACCGUUUUCUGCUAUGUUACAUUGCAGGCAGUCAAAAAUGAAAAGGCACAAGAACAAAGGAGAUGGACAUGAAUGUCAUAGAGGUAAGAGCACAGCUACAAAUGGAAUGACGAAACAUCUAGUGGGGGAGGCUCCCAGUUAAUAAUAUAAUUACACUUGCUUUGUACCUGCCUAGCAAAGUUCUCAAUUUUUCAGAUUCUUAAUACAUCUCGACUUCCUUUGGCCAUAGAUUUUGUCAAGCUUUUUUCAAAAAAAAUUUUGGUUUGUUUAUAGAUUUUAUCCAUGUUUUGGCAGAUUUUGAAAACAAAAGUUCCAAAUCCCAAAACUAGCUUUAGACCUGUUUUGGCCUAAAAUAUCACUGUUUGAUUUUUUAACAAUUUCAAAAUUACCCCAAACUUUUGUAUUUUAUUUAAAAAAAUAAAAAAAAUAAAAAUAAAACCACCAUCUGUUAUGACCCAACUAACCACCAGCUAAUUACUAUCAUUUUCUUUUGGACUGAUGGAUCUUGUAAUAUUAUUGCAAUAUGAUGAAUUAUAGUGGUUAGUAAUUGUGUUAUUAGCAGUUGAUAUUAAAAUAUCAGGUUAUGGAUUUAGGAUAGUGUAUUAUGUAGUUCAUUAUAAAAAUGAUAAGUUUGUGCCAAACUUAUCUAUGUUUAGGACUAUGGUUUGUGAUAAUGAUAAUGAAUGGAAUUGAUACAGGAUUAGCAAGUU